Acaromyces ingoldii is the source of this 1777-nucleotide messenger RNA. Its product is annotated as MFS general substrate transporter. Gene Ontology annotation, molecular function: transmembrane transporter activity. Gene Ontology annotation, biological process: transmembrane transport. The transcript is spliced from 6 exons. The coding region runs from base 97 to 1653 and encodes 518 amino acids. The record is from RefSeq and is a predicted model, not a curated record. Lineage: Eukaryota; Fungi; Basidiomycota; Exobasidiomycetes; Exobasidiales; Cryptobasidiaceae.
CAACAAUUAAUCUGCGUUGAGGAGGGGGAGGGACCUCUGCCGCGGAUUCAGGCUGUCUUGACCCACUUGUCCUCCUCUUCUCACCAUCCAGAGACCAUGGAAGAGAGCAAGAAAACGUCUUCGUCGCCGCGCGACACCCUCGUCGAAGACAAGGAGGCCAACGGCGUGGUCGAGCUGGACCACCGUGUGUCGCCUUCGAAGGACGGAAAAGUCAACGAUCCAUACCUGGUCACGUUUGAGCCACACGAUGCCGAGAAUCCGCGCAACUGGAGCAAGGCGAAGAAGUGGUAUCUGACCAUAUUCUGCAGCUACCUCAAUGUCCUCGUCGCUUCGCAGGCCAGCGCCUACUCGACGGGUCAGGAGCAGCUCGAGAAGGAAUUCAACAUGAGCUCAGAGGCGGCCACAGUCGGCCUCAGUCUCUAUGUCCUGGGCUUUGCCCUGUUUCCCAUGGUCGUCGCACCGCUUUCUGAGGCAUUCGGGAGGAGGAUCAUCUAUGUUGUCUGCUGGGCAUUCUGGGUCAUUCUCCAGUUCGGCGUCGCGUUUGCGCCCAACAAGGGUUGCCUCUUUGCCUUUCGUUUCCUGACUGGCUGCUUUAGCUCACCUCCGCUGGCCAACACGGGCGGCGUCAUUUCGGAUCUUUGGGGUCGAGAUGAGAGCGGACCUGCGAUGGCAAUCUACGUGUUUGGCUCGACCAUUGGCCCUCAGUUGGGCAACGUCUACGGCGGCUUCAUUGCCCAGCAGCUCGGCUGGCGCUGGGUGUUCUACCUGACAAGUAUCCUCAUCAUGGGUGUCCACUGGUUUGUCAUCGUGCUCACCCUCACCGAGACGCGCCACAACAUCAUCCUCGCGAAAAGGGCCGCGCGACUGAGGAAGCAGACGGGCGAUGAUCGUUACGUGUCUGUUCGACAGGACGAGAAGAAGACGGUGCCGCAGAUGCUGCGAGUCUCUCUCUCUCGGCCCUUCGUCUUCCUGUUCACCGAGCCCAUCACACAGUUCGCCGCCGUCUGGAACGGCCUGCUCUACGGUCUAAUCUUCCUCUUUAACACCGCUAUGGUCAUGGUCUUUGGUCCUGACAAUGGCGGUUACGCUUGGAAGCAUCCGGGAGUGGUCCAGUUGACUUUCCUUGCCUUUAUCGUCGGCGAAGCCAUCGGCCUUUGCUUGUUCCCCUUCACCCAGGAGCGGUACUACCAGCGCAAGGUCAAACGGGCAGGGGCCUCUGUGCCAGAAGCUCGAAUGGCUUCGGGCACCAUCGGGUGCUGCCUGCUCCCCAUCGGCCUCUUCCUCUUCGCCUGGACCUGCUACCCCUCGAUCUACUGGCUCGUGCCCUUGAUCGGAGCCGUCAUCUUCGGAAUCGGCUUCUUCCAAGUCUUGUAUGGCAUCAUGAGCUGGACUGUCGACAGCUACCGAGAAUACUCUGCUUCAGCCCUGGGCGCUGUUGUGUUGAUCAGGAACAUCUUCGGGGCCGUGUUUCCCCUUGUCGCUGGUCCGAUGUACACGAAUCUGGGAAACCACUGGGCCUCGUCCCUGAUUGCGUUCCUCGGCCUACCUCUUAUUCCCGUCUCCUGGUUCUUCUUCUACAAGGGUGCUGUCAUUCGCAAGAAGUCGCCUUGGGCCGCUGAGCACUUUGACGACGACGAGGAUGCACCUCAUUGAUCUUAGCCCGUCUACUGCUCUGCAACAAGUCCUGCUUCAUGUGCUCGCUCAUCCCUGUACUCUUUGCAUUCACCGACACCGUAGAAGCUAAAUCGAAAAGUCAGUCCGCACAAAUUUAUUGAGA